This is a messenger RNA of Laetiporus sulphureus 93-53, 1712 nucleotides long. RefSeq names its product endoplasmic oxidoreductin. NCBI's taxonomy places the organism in Eukaryota, Fungi, Basidiomycota, Agaricomycetes, Polyporales, Laetiporaceae. The record is from RefSeq and is a predicted model, not a curated record. The coding region runs from base 85 to 1695 and encodes 536 amino acids. The transcript has 9 exons. Gene Ontology annotation, molecular function: thiol oxidase activity; protein-disulfide reductase activity; FAD binding. Gene Ontology annotation, biological process: protein folding in endoplasmic reticulum. Gene Ontology annotation, cellular component: endoplasmic reticulum; endoplasmic reticulum membrane.
AUCAAACUCACUUUGAAUCCAUAUAACUCGCCUCGUCGAGCUCUUGUGAGUGUUUCGCAAAUCUAGUGGUCUACAACGUGAUCAAUGCUGCGUCGACGUCUUCACGCCCUCUCCAUCGUCUUCCUGACCUAUCCAUUCGUUGCCUAUGCUACCCAGUCGCACCCUUUCCUGUCUGAUACCGUCGUCCAAGGGGACAAAGUCCAGAAUGUCAUGAAACACCAGCCAGUGAAGAAGCCAAUUUGUGAUCAAUACCUAACAGGUCCAAUCGAGACAACACUUUGCAACUACGAGAAUGUAGAAAGCGUGAACGAUGAGCUGUUUUCGCAAUUACAUGCUCUAGUGGAAACCCCGUUCUUCAAGUAUUUCCGCGUUGACCUCUAUCGCGACUGUCCCUUCUGGGAAGAGGACGGAACCUGCGCGAACAGAGAGUGUGGAAUAACCACAGUCGAUGAAAGCGAGAUACCAGAAAAGUGGCGGGCAGCCUCAUUGAGCAAGGUGGAGAUGCCUCCGGAUGGCCAGAGGACGCUACUACCUGGUUGCUACUAUCGUGACUCCGACUACUGUUUCCUCGAUGACAUGACAGAGGGCGAGUACGUUGACCUCACACUGAACCCAGAGCGUUUUACUGGCUAUAUUGGCCCUUCCGCGCACCGCGUCUGGUCAUCAAUCUACUCUGAGAACUGCUUUGGUCUGUCCGAAGUGAACCUUCACGAAUCGACAAAUCCCGCUGCCGUGUCGCUGCCGGAGCAUAAGGCGGAUGCCCUCCCUGCCGAAGGCGUGGAGAGCCCUAGGGAGUGCCUCGAGCAGCGCGUGUAUUACAAGAUUAUCUCAGGCCUGCAUACGAGCAUCUCAACGCACAUUUGCCACGAAAUGAUGAACCAGAGCACGGGUGAGUGGGGUCCGGACCUCCAAUGCUUCAUCAACAGAGUUGCAGCGUACCCCGAACGACUGCAGUUCAUGUACUUCGAUGAGGUGUUGCUCCUGCGUGCGAUUGCGCGGCUCGGGCCAUACCUUUCGGCGUACGACUACUGCGGCACGGAGACACACGAAGGCGAUGCGGAGACACUUGCCCGUCUGAAGAAGGUGAUCGACAUCGCACAGGCCGUCGGCAAGUUUGACGAGACAGCGCUCUUCCGCGGAGAGAACGCGAAUAUCCUGAAGGAGGAGUUCAAGGAGCACUUCCGGAACGUAACCCGCAUCAUGGAUUGUGUGGGCUGUGACAAAUGUCGUCUCUGGGGCAAGGUUCAAACAACUGGUAUUGCGACUGCACUGAAGGUUGUGUUCGAGCUAGACGAGAAAGCACUAGACCCUCGCCUGAACCAGAAUCUCCUUCAGCGGUCCGAGGUCGUUGCGCUGAUCAACACGCUACACCGUGUUUCCGAGAGUCUCGCGGCGGUGAACGAUUUCCGCAAGAUGUGGUCGGGCACGGAUACCCAGGAGGAGGCGCGACUGAUCAAGGCGGCCGCUUCGACUGCGACGAGCGCAUCGAAGGCACAGCGUUCACCUGUGACAGGAAAGCAGCUCGCCUGGAGCGGCAAAUUUAUGGAUGAUCUGGUCAGCUGGGUGCGGGCAUGCAAGGAUGGGACCGUGGACUGUGUACACGGGCUCGUGGACGUAUUCCAGAGCCUUCUGAGUGCCGUCAUGGACAUCUUUGCAUUAUCCGGGAAGGGUCAGGGAGCUAGAAGCGAUCUAUGAGCACGUAGACUGCCAGC